Messenger RNA from Cottoperca gobio, 569 nucleotides. RefSeq names its product NDUFA4 mitochondrial complex associated a (gene coxfa4a). The record is from RefSeq and is a predicted model, not a curated record. Lineage: Eukaryota; Metazoa; Chordata; Actinopteri; Perciformes; Bovichtidae. The coding region runs from base 120 to 368 and encodes 82 amino acids. The transcript has 4 exons. Gene Ontology annotation, cellular component: respiratory chain complex IV.
UGUGAGGUCCCGCCGGCCUCUCUUCCGCCCGAUCUCGCAUAUUAAAUUGCGCACCGUUUUGGCAAGACUGUCCGUAAUCCGUUUAUUACUGUACAAAGUCAGCCUCAGCUAGCAUCAAAAUGCUUAGCACGCUGAGCAAACAGCUCAAGAGUCACCCAGCUCUGAUCCCCCUUUUAGUCUUCAUCGCUGGAGGGACAGCCAUGUCCAUGGGGUACCUUGCUCGUCUGGCAUUGAGAAAUCCUGCUGUCUGCUGGGAUCGCAAGAACAACCCAGAGCCCUGGGACAAGUUGGGCCCAACUGAUCAGUACAAGUUUUACUCAGUUAACUUGGACUACAGCAAGCUGAAGAAGGAAGGCCCUGACUUCUAAAGAUCACAGCCGCUGGACCAAAAGCACUAAGAUGAGCUGAUCCGCACAGCCCCAUUUUAAACUUCAUCCGUGAAACCUGAGCGAUGCAGAGGCUAAACCCGCACAAAUAUUCAUAUUUAAGUUUCCUCAUUGCAUCCCAUUUGGAUCCAUGUCCAAUUUCUUUUUUCUCAAUAAAGUGAACGAGUAUUUUCUCCAUACAGA